UUUAUUUAAAAACCUAGCGGUCUCAUUUUCAUCCCUCGUUUCUCCUUGUUGCGGCCGCUCGUGGAGAAGAAGCCCCAGUAGGUAAGCCAUGGUUAAGCACAAUAAUGUUAUCCCUAGUAGCCACUUCCGGAAGCAUUGGCAGAAUUAUGUGAAGACAUGGUUCAAUCAACCUGCACGGAAGACAAGAAGACGGUUGGCUCGCCAAAAGAAAGCUGUUAAGAUUUUCCCUAGGCCUACAGCUGGGCCUCUUAGACCUAUUGUUCACGGCCAAACUUUGAAAUACAACAUGAAGGUCAGAGCUGGCCGAGGGUUUUCACUUGAAGAACUGAAGGCUGCUGGUAUUCCCAAGAAGCUUGCUCCAACCAUUGGCAUUUCUGUUGAUCACCGCCGCAGGAACCGUUCUUUGGAAAGUCUUCAAGCUAAUGUCCAGAGGCUGAAAACAUACAAGGCCAAGCUCGUUGUGUUCCCAAGACGUGCACGCAAGGUCAAGGCUGGUGAUUCAUCACCCGAGGAACUGGCAAAUGCAACACAAGUCCAGGGUCCGUUCCUGCCAAUUGUGAGGGAGAAGCCCUCAGUGGAGCUUGUUAAGGUUACCGAUGAUAUGAAGGCAUUCAAGGCUUAUGAAAAGCUUCGUGUUGAGCGCACGAACAAGAGACACAUUGGUGCCAGGCUGAAGAGGGCUGCUGAGGCAGAGAAGGAAGAAAAGAAGUGAAGUGCUGGUGAAGCUACCUAAUAUUCCCCGUGUAAUCGUUAAUCCUUGAUAUUUUUGUUCGAGUUUCAGUAGUCUUAAGAGCAAAUUUUGUUCAGGAUCUGUACCCUUUUACAAGUUAUUUUCCGGAUCGUUAUUCUAGCUGCGUUAGCACAGUGGCUUGCAUGAAUAUUUUGGGGUCAGUUUGGACCAUAAAUUUCAAUUGCUUACCUUGAAAACCUUCCAAUUUUCAAUAUUUCACUUAAUUGUUUAA
Messenger RNA from Neltuma alba, 962 nucleotides. Its product is annotated as 60S ribosomal protein L13-1. Gene Ontology annotation, biological process: translation. NCBI's taxonomy places the organism in Eukaryota, Viridiplantae, Streptophyta, Magnoliopsida, Fabales, Fabaceae. Gene Ontology annotation, molecular function: structural constituent of ribosome; RNA binding. The transcript is spliced from 5 exons. The coding region runs from base 89 to 712 and encodes 207 amino acids. The record is from RefSeq and is a predicted model, not a curated record. Gene Ontology annotation, cellular component: cytosolic large ribosomal subunit; ribosome.